AUGUUCAUGUGUGUGCAUGUAUGUGCGCGUGCUUAUGUGUUGUCCCUUUCGUUCUUUUUGUCGUUACGGGUAGUGAUGUACGCUGUGAAACCGUGGGGUAAGGUCCUGCUCGUUGGCAGCGGUGUAGGCGCGUAUGCGAUGGGGAUAGGCAUGCGGUGGAGAGAGUCUAAUGUCCAGUUAGUCGAGAAGCGGCGUGAUCCCAGCCAUGAGCUCAGCAACAGGAGACGUUGCGUGAUUACAAGCCAAACACUGAAACUCCUAAGGGACCUCGGCUGCACUAAUGCCAAGGUCGAGAGGAUUCUUCAAAAGGCUAAGGGUUGGCGUUUUGUUAGGCCAGACUUGGAGACGAUUAGGGAAGGCAGUAUUUUUCCUGGUUGUGCAGAUGGUGAGUCGGUGUACCAUUGCGCGGAGGGUGCACUGCAGCGCACACUGCGCACCGAGUACUUACGGUUCGGUGGUGACAUCAGUUGGGAGACGGAAGCUUUUGAUGCAUUUGAGACAGGUGAUGGAAGUGGGGCUUGGAGCUUGCAGAAGAUGUAUGGCCUUGAAACAGAGGCUGAGGCCAUCAUCACGACCGCUAAAGGAACCUCACUUGCCUCGCUCGUGAUUGCGGACGAUCCCGACCGGCUGGCGGUGUUAUUUGACGAAGAGACAGGCGUCUCCCCGGGGGGAAGGCAGACCACGGAAAGAAUCUUUGGAGCAGCUGAUGUAGUAAUCGUUGUGGGAUCAGGGUUGGUAAUUCACAUGUGGCAUGCUGAUAAUGUCAUUACAUGGAGGCUCAUUAGAAAAGCCCGGAGGGAAAUUCAAGAUCUCCACUCUAUAGCACUACAUCCAGCUAUCCAAGAGGUGCUAGGGAGCAGUACCAGCAAGUCCUCCCGCGUCUUGAUCGUUCCAGCCACCACACCAGCAAUAAAAGACUCUGCCCGCGAUGUAAAAGUGAGCGUGUUGGGCGAUGGCCUGCUCCCUGUUGAUCCAUUUGAGUGGCGGGGUGAUCGGGCGCGAUGUGGUGUGGAGGAGGCGUCGGCGCUCUGCCGGGCCUUUUACGGGAAAAAGUACCACCGCGGUAACGUUCCUCGCCUCUUGAGAGAGGUGGAACAGGACGCGCUAGCGAAGCGGGCGGCCAUACUCGCGAGAGAUCUAAGGGAUGCUGAGCAUUUUUUGGCUGUUCUUCCAAUUAUUGAUGGGGAAGACCAUGCUCAUACAGAGAGCACGUUCUCUCAAUUGCCAAAGUAA
Messenger RNA from Trypanosoma brucei brucei TREU927, 1233 nucleotides. RefSeq lists its product as hypothetical. Bases 1 to 1233 code for a protein of 410 amino acids. The record is from RefSeq and is a predicted model, not a curated record. The transcript has a single exon. Lineage: Eukaryota; Euglenozoa; Kinetoplastea; Trypanosomatida; Trypanosomatidae.